UUAAGGUAUAAUACAAUUUUUAAUAGUUUAAUUAUAUAAUUCUUAAAAUUAAAUUUGAAAAUGCCUACUUGGAGCCAAAUUCAAACUCAGCUUCGAAAUCCAAGUAAUUCAGUAGUUUUUUUUGAUAUAUCUGUGGGUACAACUGAAAUUGGAAGAAUGAUUUUUGAACUUUUUGAAGAUGUGUGUCCAAAAACUUCUGAGAAUUUUCGACAAUUUUGCACGGGUGAAUACAGAAAAGAUGGUGUACCAUUAGGGUUUAAAGGUGCUAUUUUUCAUAGAGUUAUCAAAGAUUUUAUGAUUCAAAGUGGAGAUUUUGUCAAUGGAGAUGGUACUGGUGUAAUAAGCAUAUAUGGUGGAACAUUUUCUGAUGAAAAUUUCCAAUUAAAGCAUGAUUCUCCAGGUUUACUUUCAAUGGCUAAUAGUGGCAAAGAUACAAAUGGAUGUCAAUUUUUUAUUACUUGUGCUAAAUGUAACUUUUUAGAUGGUAAACAUGUUGUUUUCGGUAGAGUUAUUGAUGGACUUUUAGUAAUGAGAAAAAUAGAGAAUGUUCCUACAGGACCUAAUAACAAACCUAAAAUACCAGUUACUAUAGCUCUCUGUGGACAAAUGUAACAUUGGCAAUAAUUGUAUGGACAAUAGAGUAAUAAAUGAAUUAUAAAAUUAAA
Ceratosolen solmsi marchali is the source of this 665-nucleotide messenger RNA. RefSeq names its product peptidyl-prolyl cis-trans isomerase H. The transcript has a single exon. Gene Ontology annotation, cellular component: cytoplasm; intracellular membrane-bounded organelle. NCBI's taxonomy places the organism in Eukaryota, Metazoa, Arthropoda, Insecta, Hymenoptera, Agaonidae. The record is from RefSeq and is a predicted model, not a curated record. Gene Ontology annotation, biological process: protein folding; protein peptidyl-prolyl isomerization. Bases 61 to 612 code for a protein of 183 amino acids. Gene Ontology annotation, molecular function: peptidyl-prolyl cis-trans isomerase activity; cyclosporin A binding.